GCUGGACUAGGAUGGGGGAUGGGCCUGUGACAGGAGGUACCCUGGGUGUCCUCUUUCGGCCCCAUGGAGUCCUCACCCAUCCCCCAGUCAUCAGGGAACACUUCGACUUUGGGGAGGGUCCCUCAAACCCCAGGUCCCUCUACUGCCAGUGGGGUCCCGGAGGUGGGGCUGCGGGAUGUCGCUUCGGAAUCUGUGGCCCUCUUCUUCAUGCUCCUGCUGGACUUGACUGCUGUGGCUGGCAAUGCUGCUGUGAUGGCCGUGAUCGCCAAGACGCCCGCCCUCCGAAAAUUUGUCUUUGUCUUCCACCUCUGCCUGGUGGACCUGCUGGCUGCCCUGACCCUCAUGCCCCUGGCCAUGCUCUCCAGCUCCGCCCUCUUUGACCACGCCCUCUUUGGGGAGGUGGCCUGCCGCCUCUACUUGUUCCUGAGCGUGUGCUUUGUCAGCCUGGCCAUCCUCUCAGUGUCGGCCAUCAAUGUGGAGCGCUACUAUUACGUGGUCCACCCCAUGCGCUACGAGGUGCGCAUGACGCUGGGGCUGGUAGCCUCUGUGCUGGUGGGUGUGUGGGUGAAGGCCUUGGCUAUGGCUUCUGUGCCAGUGUUGGGAAGGGUCACCUGGGAGGAAGGAGCUCCCAGUGUCCCCCCAGGCUGUUCACUCCAAUGGAGCCACAGUGCCUACUGCCAGCUUUUUGUGGUGGUCUUUGCUGUCCUUUACUUCCUGCUGCCCCUGCUUCUUAUCCUUGUGGUCUACUGCAGCAUGUUCCGAGUGGCCCGCGUGGCUGCCAUGCAGCACGGGCCGCUGCCCACGUGGAUGGAGACACCCCGGCAACGCUCUGAAUCUCUCAGCAGCCGCUCCACGAUGGUCACCAGCUCGGGGGCCCCCCAGACCACCCCACACCGGACGUUUGGGGGAGGGAAAGCAGCAGUGGUUCUUCUGGCUGUGGGGGGACAGUUCCUGCUCUGUUGGUUGCCCUACUUCUCUUUCCACCUCUAUGUUGCCCUGAGUGCUCAGCCCAUUUCAACUGGGCAGGUGGAGAGUGUGGUGACCUGGAUCGGCUACUUUUGCUUCACUUCCAACCCUUUCUUCUAUGGAUGUCUCAACCGGCAGAUCCGGGGGGAGCUCAGCAAGCAGUUUGUCUGCUUCUUCAAGCCAGCUCCAGAGGAGGAGCUGAGGCUACCUAGCCGGGAGGGCUCCAUUGAGGAGAAUUUCCUGCAGUUCCUUCAGGGGACUGGCUGUCCUUCUGAGUCCUGGGUUUCCCGACCCUUACCCAGCCCCAAGCAGGAGCCACCUGCUGUUGACUUUCGAAUCCCAGGCCAGAUAGCUGAGGAGACCCCUGAGUUCCUGGAGCAGCAACUCACCAGCGACAUCAUCAUGUCAGACAGCUACCUCCGUCCUGCCCCCUCACCCCGGCUGGAGUCAUGAUGGGCCGCUGGACACUCGGAGGGAUAUGGGGCUGGGGGCCAGUUAUGAUCGCAAGGACCA
Rhinopithecus roxellana (golden snub-nosed monkey) is the source of this 1479-nucleotide messenger RNA. RefSeq names its product G protein-coupled receptor 61 (gene GPR61). The transcript has a single exon. Gene Ontology annotation, molecular function: G protein-coupled receptor activity. Gene Ontology annotation, biological process: G protein-coupled receptor signaling pathway. NCBI's taxonomy places the organism in Eukaryota, Metazoa, Chordata, Mammalia, Primates, Cercopithecidae. The record is from RefSeq and is a predicted model, not a curated record. Gene Ontology annotation, cellular component: plasma membrane; signaling receptor complex; endosome. Bases 64 to 1419 code for a protein of 451 amino acids.